AUGGCCAAACUGCGUAUGGGAUCGUGUAUUUUACUUNCAGGCUUUGCAAGAGAUUUGUUUGUUCGACAUUCAAUGAAAANAAAGUUGAUUNGUGGUUUGAAUGGAAUUUUNACUGAGGAGCAGAAGGGUAUUAUUUCACAAAGUCCAUUUAAAUGGUUUUUAGAACUAAAGGAUGACAUUAAGCUUGGUAGGAAUAUACUGAGCGAUUUAUUAGAAAGGUGGGAUGAUGAGAGGGGUGGUUUUUGUUUUGGAGGAAAAUUUGUGGAAUUAAAGGAAAUANAUGUUACUUUAAGUUUAGGGUUGGGUUUAGAUGGUCAGCAGAUUAACUUGAAAGAGAAAAGACUUGGAAAAAGUGAUUGUCGGAAGCACUUUGCAAAAGCAAACGAAAAAUAUGAUUUGCAAGUUAUAUAUGACUUUAUAUUGAAGAAACACAAGAAGUUGGCUUCAUUAGAUGUUUGUAGGCUAUACAUUUUGGUAGGAAUUUCUGAGAUAUUGUUAUCCAAUCGUACUAAAACAAUAUUCCCAAUUUUGUUUGAAAUAGUUGAUAAAAUAAAUGAUUUGGGUAGGUUUUGUUGGGGUCGUGUAGUUUACCAAUAUCUACUUCGUAGUUUUAGCAAAACUUGUACAGCUUGGAAUGAAGGAAAAGGUGCAAGGACUGUGUAUGUCGAAGGUUGUGUGUACGUGUUGCAGGUUUGGUUUUGUGAUCGUUUUGUUCCUUCUAAUAAUUUAGUACAUAAAAAUCCAAGAAUUCUGCAUUGGAUUGAUGUCAAUGUAGGUGACAAUUUCAUAAAAUCUGCUAUGGAGACGGGUGUGACGCUUGAUGACUAUGGUCCAUCAAUGAGAGAAAUGAGGCAGCCAUUUGUGAAAGCAUCAUUUAAUGUAGGUGGAGAGGAAGUAAGGAAGAAAGCACAUUCAAAGUCAGCAACCAAUGAAAAACAGAAGAAAGAUGUUGAUGAUGGUUUAGAUGCUGCUGUAGAGGAACAAGAAGCUGAAAUUAAAGCACUUGAAGAAGAAUUGGCUGCAUUGAAGACUGAGUUGGUUGAGGAGAAAGAAGAAUAUUAUGGUGGUUACAGUACCCCAUGUAACCAAAAUGAGAAUAUUAACAACUAUGGACGUGAGGGAGAUGAUUGCAACAAUGAAACUGUUAUGAAGCAUUAUAUGCGUCGAAAGCGGUUCAAAAGUGAUGUUUGUAAAACUCCGUACACCGGAUACAGUCCCAAACUUUAAUUAUGGAUUGUUUGAUUAGUGCAUCAUAUUGUAUUACUUUAAUUAUGGAUAUUUGUAUUUGAAACAGAGAUUUGGU
Molecule: messenger RNA, 1303 nt
Organism: Vigna radiata var. radiata (mung bean)
Lineage: Eukaryota; Viridiplantae; Streptophyta; Magnoliopsida; Fabales; Fabaceae
Exons: 4
Coding region: 1-1227 (408 amino acids)
Source: RefSeq, a predicted model, not a curated record